AUGCCUACUCGUGAUGCUGCCUACCUUGUUUUUCAGUCCCUGGCACAGGAUGACGGAUCCUCAAAGAUGCCGCAACCCUCCACGCUCGAGACAAAUCAAGAAGCGAAGCGGAAAAUCUUUCAGCUGGCUGUCACAGCCACCGUAUGCUGCACACUGAUGGUGGCUGUAAUCAUUGUCUACAUCGUCUUAAUCUGGACGAAAAAGACGGUAGGGUACUGCGUCUCCGACUCGUGCAAGGAACACGCCGAGCGGCUACGGCACACGGUAAAUGCCAGCGGCGAUCCUUGCAACGACUUUUAUGCAUUCGUCUGCAGUGGCUGGAAACGCGACUACACCACGCUUUCUGUUCUCGACAAAAUGAACCAGGACGCCAAGAAGAACGAGAUUGUGGAGCUUAACAGCGACAUGCUGCAUGUUGGUGGAGCCAGUCAACUGUACUACCAGUGUUACGAACCUUCGAAGGUGCAGGCGGCUACUAACGUCGAAGCGCUGCUCCAGUUCAUGGAUGCAGUUGGCCUCAUCUGGCCAGUCAGAGAUGCCAACGAUUCUCUACUGCACCCGCUGGAAGUGAUGCUCUACAUGGCCGCAAAAUACGACACAAACUUCCAGUUCCACCUAGACGUUGUCCCCAGCAAGGUCAUUGGCCCUAUUUUGAUAUUCCGUAGGCGGUAUCAUGGCGUCGUCUGGGAGAAUCGCAUUAAGAAUACCAUGAACAUGGAAGAGUACGCGACGGUCAUCCGUGAUCACAUGCACGUCUUAGGCCUAAAGAACGUGCAGUACAAUGCCUCACUCCUGCGUCAGCUAGAAACGUUCUUAAUCGAAGCCACGCGGUAUGAGAACAGCGAGGGUGAUCAGUCAUGGCUGGCGAUCUCUCAACUUGAUAGCAAGACACCGCAUAUUAGGGAAGUCCAGUGGCACGAGCUUCUCAACCGUCAACACAGCAUCACACUUCAGCGCAAUUGGAAUCCCAAGGACUGGGUGGUGGUCGAAGACUCACUCAUCCUGAAAAAUAUUGACGAGCUUUUCCGCGCUUAUCCCGAUUCACAAAUAUUGAUGGGCACUGCCUGGAUAUUUAUACAGACUCACCUGUGGGUGGCGGCCGCAAAGCCAGAGCUUAUGUUCCGUGACAACGACCGUGAAAAAGUACAACUAGCGUGCCUGGAGUACGUGAACUCUCUCUUUGGACUUCUCCCUUCCACUGGGUAUUUGAAUCGGACCUAUCCGACGGACGAGGUACGCGGACGCGUCUACAGCUUCGUGCAAAGCCUGAAAAAUGAGUUUGUAUCUGCUCUGAAGAGCAGCGCUUGGAUUGACCGAGAAAGCGCGGAAAAGGGUGAACGAAAGAUCAACAACACCGAACUGAACAUCCUGCCCUCCGAGCAUUUCUUCAUUCCUCUCGUGCGCGCCGGACUUUACGCAAGGUUUCCAGACAUAAGUACGAGUGCAUUCGUAGACAGCUGGUUGUCCACCGCGGAAUUCUACCAGAAGCUGCAAAACCACGCCCGCUUUUACGAUGUCUACCAGAAAAGACGCACAUUUCACCAAGAACCAUAUGCGUACACGUAUCUCCGCAAUUCCGUUGACGCUGCCACGGCGGCGCUUGAUCCGCCACUUUUCUACACGGGUGGCACUCUCGCAAUGAAGUACGGUGGCUCAGGAGUCCUGCUGGCCAGAGAGAUAGCUAAGGCCAUCGACCCGUUAGGCACGACAGUCAACGAGUAUGGGGAAAACGUCACCUGGUGGGGCCAGACACUAUCUGCCGAAUACAACCAACGGCUUAGAUGUGAAUUAGGACAGGCGGCCGGACAUCGGGUGAUGGGCAUUUUUCCUUGGAUACCUGCGCUUGAGGUGUCUUUCUCGGCGUACAAAGUGGCCGUCCAGGAGAUUCAAGGCAGUGGACACUCCGUACAGGACUUGCGAGUUCGAGACCUCGAGGAGUACUCUGAUGACCAGUUGUUUUUUAUGACCCACUGCUACGCACUCUGCUCCAAAGAAGGCAGUCAGCAAGAGUGCAAUGUGCCGCUCCGACACUUCUACCCCUUUGCAGAAGCGUUCGGUUGCCCCCUCGGGUCGCCCAUGAGUGCAAACUCAAAAUGCACAUUUUUCGAUUGA
Messenger RNA from Rhipicephalus microplus (southern cattle tick), 2112 nucleotides. Its product is annotated as membrane metallo-endopeptidase-like 1. Gene Ontology annotation, cellular component: plasma membrane. The record is from RefSeq and is a predicted model, not a curated record. Gene Ontology annotation, molecular function: metalloendopeptidase activity. Lineage: Eukaryota; Metazoa; Arthropoda; Arachnida; Ixodida; Ixodidae. Gene Ontology annotation, biological process: protein processing.